AUGGGAGAGCUGGUCAAGCCGAGGAAGAGCCUUGUAGCAUAUGCCAGGAGGAUUAUAAAGCUGCAGAAGAUGUUGGAACACUCGAAUGUGGGCAUCAAUUUCAUCGGGACAACAUCAAAGAAUGGUUGUUGCUUAAGACAACGUGUCGGUCUGUCUGUCUACCUGAGGGAGGAGGUGCAUGCCUUUUCUUGUCGAGCAAGUGUUGAAAGGAAACCUAAAAUUGUUGGAAAUAUGAUUGCUCGAGUUGGAGGAAGCAUGCACCACAUCACAGCAAGAAGUCCUCAUCUCCAUUCCCAGAUUAAGCAAAACCUCAAGAGCUUCAACAGCCCGCAUUGUCAUCUUAUUCAGGAAUCCUUCAACAUUUCUCGAGGAAUCGUGACCAUGGCAACGCCCAGAACUCUACUCGCGACUAAUCAAUACGUCUGCGAGAUCUGCCACAAAGCUUUUCAAAGAGAUCAGAAUCUACAACUAUACAAAAGAGCUCACAAUCUGCCGGCAAGAUUGGAGAGGAGCGCGUGUACAAGUGGUGCGGCGGCACAGGCGCCGAAGAAGGUGUACAUUUGCCCGGAGACUAGCUGCGUGCACCACAAUCCAGCAAGGGUGUUGGGGGACUUGACCGGGAUCAGGAAACACUACCGGCGGAAGAUCUGCGAGAAGAGGUGGAACUGCACCAAGUGCUCGAAGAAGUACGCCGUGGAGUCAGAUUGGAAGGCGCACUGCAAGACGUUUGGGACGAAGGAGUACAAUUGCGGCUGUGGAAUCCAGUUUACAAAGUUACCAUUUUUGUCUGUCCCA
Andrographis paniculata is the source of this 795-nucleotide messenger RNA. RefSeq names its product zinc finger protein GAI-ASSOCIATED FACTOR 1-like. The record is from RefSeq and is a predicted model, not a curated record. Gene Ontology annotation, cellular component: nucleus. The annotation marks the transcript as partial. Gene Ontology annotation, molecular function: DNA-binding transcription factor activity. The transcript has 4 exons. NCBI's taxonomy places the organism in Eukaryota, Viridiplantae, Streptophyta, Magnoliopsida, Lamiales, Acanthaceae.